AUGUCGUCCACCCCCCGCCAGCCGAAGAAGCCGAAGCAGAAGGCCCUCCCGCCGGCCGAGGUCCAGGAAGAAGAGUACGACUCGGAAGAGUACUACGAGGACGAGGCCCCCCCGCAACAGAUGCAGCAGGCUGCGCCGCAACAGAUGCAGCAGAUGCAGCAGCAGGCGCCGCCGCAGUACGAUGCGCGCGCGAUGCUGCCGCCGCGGGCAGAGGGCUACCGACCGGCGGCCAUCAGGGAGAGCCGGAUCAAGGACCGCCCGGCGAAGCCGUUGGGGGAGAGCAGUCUGAGCAUCAAGAUUGAGCUGGACCUGGAGGUUGAGGUUGAUCUUUAUGCGAGGGUCAAGGGAGAUGUGACGAUUGGGUUGAUGUGA
This is a messenger RNA of Drepanopeziza brunnea f. sp. 'multigermtubi' MB_m1, 372 nucleotides long. RefSeq lists its product as uncharacterized. The record is from RefSeq and is a predicted model, not a curated record. NCBI's taxonomy places the organism in Eukaryota, Fungi, Ascomycota, Leotiomycetes, Helotiales, Drepanopezizaceae.